AUGGUUUUGAAUUUGACCCAAGUGGCACCGCACGAAGCCGAAAAGCAAAUCGAAGUAUCUCUGAAACAAUCCCUUGAAUCUCUGGAACCUUCCUUGAGACCACCCUUCACAUUAACCAUUCCAAAACCUGAUGAAUACGCUCAACUCAACUGUGCAAUCCUUCACGGCAUCCUCACCGAACCCCAAUUUGCCAAAACCCACAUUAAACACCUGCACGCUCUCGUCACCGACGGUUAUGCCAUCUUCCUCAACUUGCUCCUCAAAAGUGUUUACCACCUCUACCCAAAGCUCCUUAGUUCGGUGAAAAACCAGUUGCUUUGGGUCACCAAUGAAAUGGUUCAUGUCUCCGCAAUUGGCUACGACGCCCUCUUGGUCUCCCUUUUGAGGCAAAUCGUUGGCGGUGAUUUCAGCGACGACAAUUUGUGGCUUUGUACGAAGUUGGUGACUCUCUUAUUGAAUAAAUGGGAUUGUUUCUUGGAAGAAGCGCCCCACAUUUUGUGCAGUGCUUUGUAUGUGUUUCUUCGAGUUUUGGCUGAUCAUUAUAGGCUCAAUGGUGAAAAGUUGGAGUCUUUGAAGCGGUUGGAGGUUCAUUUGUGUGUAAAAAUGGUGAAGGACGAAUUUCACCUAAUUUUAAAAAUUGGGAGGGAUUUUGUUCGAUUGUUGCAGGAUUUGGUUCAUGUUCCUGAGUUUAAGUCUAUAUGGAAGGAUCUAAUUUUGAAUCCAUCUAAGUUUAGUACUUUAGGAUUUGGUGGUGUUUCUCAGAUUUAUUGCACUAGGACUUCGAGUAGGUAUGCUUUGCUUAGGAUCACUCCUGAAAUGGAAACUCAAUUGCGGUUUUUGCUUACCCAUGUGAAGUUGGGGCAUGAAAAGAGGCAUUUGACAUGGUUUGCUAGGAAAUUUCUAAAUGAGCCUGAUAAAGAGACUGUUAUAGUUGAUAUAGUUAGAUUUAUAUGUUGUGCACACCAUCCUCCAAAUGAGAUUAUUCAGUCUGAUGUGAUUCCGAGAUGGGCUGUUAUUGGUUGGCUUUUGACAACUUGUAGGAGGAAGAAUUAUAUUGAGGCCAAUGUGAAACUGGCUUUGUUUUAUGAUUGGCUCUUUUUUGAUGAAAGGGUGGACAAUAUCAUGAACAUAGAGCCUGCUAUUUUGUUGAUGGUACAUUCUAUUCCCCAAUAUGUGGACAUGACCAACACUCUUCUUGAGUUUUUGUUACUUCUUGUCGACAACUAUGAUAUGGAACAUAAGGAUAUCAUUGUUAAAAGUGUCUCAUCGGCCUUUCGAUUUCUUGAAAGCAAAGGUGUGAUUAAGUCGCUUGAUGUUUUGACUUCUUGUCCUACAAUAUCCCCUUCUCUAAAAGAGGGAUUGAGUAGACUGUUAUCAUGUGGAAAGCGUGAAAGUUCUAAAGGAUUUCUGUCAGUACCGAGUCAAUCAGGGCAACAAAUGGUGUAA
Lathyrus sativus (Indian pea) is the source of this 1446-nucleotide messenger RNA. Lineage: Eukaryota; Viridiplantae; Streptophyta; Magnoliopsida; Fabales; Fabaceae. The record is from the annotation of a GenBank genome assembly.